CGUUUUGGAUCCGCUUGUGCGCGUGGUGUGUCUGUGUCGGUUCGGUUCGAUUAGAUUCUUUAUCGCGCCUCUGCGCACGCACACUCUUCCUCUUUAGCUUACUUUGCUGUUGUUGAUUCUCAGUCUCUCUCUGUCAGAGUCUCUGAUCAUUUCUUUCUCUACUCGUGGGCUUAGCUGUUGAUUUUUCACUUGAUCUCUUGCUUGUAGCCGCAAAUUUGUUUGAUCUCCGACCAUCUCUGGCUCUUCGUUAUAAUCAUUCACUUCUGCUCUUAUUAUAUCUCAAUCAUCAUUCCUGUUCACUAUCCACUUCAGUUUACUUACUUUUAUCAUCAGCCUUCCUUUAGAUCUCAAGUGUAGUUGCUUGAAAUGAUGGAUCCACUUGAAAAGGGAUCGGAGAAUGAGGAUACGAGUAGCAGAUCAAGCGAAGGAGAAAAUCAGCAAAAGAAGACCUGCGCCGAUUGCGGAACUUCCAAGACGCCACUCUGGAGAGGCGGUCCAGCUGGCCCUAAGUCACUGUGCAACGCAUGUGGAAUUAGAAGUAGGAAGAAGAGAAGGGACAACUUGGCUUUGAACAGAGCAGGAAAUGAGAAGAAAGCAAAGAAAGGGAACAAUCAUCAUAGUUCAAGCAAUAAUAGUAAUAAAUUAGGAGAUGGAUUAAAGCAGAGGUUGUUGGCUUUGGGUAGGGAGGUAUUGAUGCAAAGAUCGACGGUGGAGAAGCAAAGGAGGAAGCUAGGAGAGGAAGAGCAAGCUGCUGUGCUGUUAAUGGCUCUAUCUUAUGGCUCGGUGUAUGCUUAGGAUUUGAAGAGGGGUAAUAAUGGAAUGAAGAAUUGUUAUAUUAGCUGACCCAAUUAAGUUGAAAUGUAUGUUAGUAUUUUUUUUCCCUUUCUAGGUGUUAUUUUUACAAGCUUUUGGGCUAACUGUAAUUUGGGAUUUUGGAAGGAAUUCAAGAAAUGCAACAACUGGAUAUUGUUUGUUUA
Messenger RNA from Manihot esculenta (cassava), 977 nucleotides. Its product is annotated as GATA transcription factor 15. Gene Ontology annotation, biological process: regulation of DNA-templated transcription. The record is from RefSeq and is a predicted model, not a curated record. Gene Ontology annotation, molecular function: zinc ion binding; sequence-specific DNA binding. The transcript has 3 exons. Bases 367 to 795 code for a protein of 142 amino acids. NCBI's taxonomy places the organism in Eukaryota, Viridiplantae, Streptophyta, Magnoliopsida, Malpighiales, Euphorbiaceae.